Messenger RNA from Sarcophilus harrisii (Tasmanian devil), 614 nucleotides. RefSeq names its product late lactation protein B-like. The record is from RefSeq and is a predicted model, not a curated record. The transcript has 6 exons. The coding region runs from base 85 to 612 and encodes 175 amino acids. NCBI's taxonomy places the organism in Eukaryota, Metazoa, Chordata, Mammalia, Dasyuromorphia, Dasyuridae. Gene Ontology annotation, molecular function: small molecule binding.
GAGACAGAUUUCAGGAGAGGAAUACACAUUCUAACCAGCUUCACUGGAUGAUUGAAGGAAAGGCCCUGUGAAAAGUCUGUCAAGAUGAAGGUCCUUUUUCUAACCAUAGCACUAAGUCUGUUCUCCAUCCUCCAUGCUGAAGAAUCAAACUCUUCUAGAGAAUUGGGGGGCGUAUACCAUCUAAAUGCUGUUGUGGCAAACAAGGAAAUUCCUGGGGAGAAUCAUGAGACCUUCCCACCCAUUACCAUCACCCAACUUGAUAACGGUAAUGUGGAGGUCAAAUUUACCAUGAAGGAGAAUGACAAGUGCAAAGAAAUUAAAGUGAUAUUGGAGAAAACAGAACAUGCCAAUGAAUACAUCAUACAGGGGAACUUCCAGCAUAUACACAAAGUGCGUGUAACCCAGACCUCCGUGCCAAAUAAUUGGAUUUUUGAGUGUGAAGGCCACUUCCAUGGGGAACGGUUCAACAUGAUUAAACUUUUGGGUCCAAACACAGAAGUGGACCCUAAAGCUAUGGAAGACUAUCAGAAGUUCACAAAAGAGAGAAGCUGUGAUGAAAGUAAAAUCAUUUUCCCUGAGCAAGAAGACGCCUGUGUCCCAGAACAUGAUUAAGG